Molecule: messenger RNA, 2622 nt
Organism: Fusarium verticillioides 7600
Lineage: Eukaryota; Fungi; Ascomycota; Sordariomycetes; Hypocreales; Nectriaceae
Exons: 1
Coding region: 387-2237 (616 amino acids)
Biological process (GO): homocysteine metabolic process
Cellular component (GO): cytosol
Molecular function (GO): flavin adenine dinucleotide binding; [methionine synthase] reductase (NADPH) activity; FMN binding
Source: RefSeq, a predicted model, not a curated record
AAACCUCCCGCUGUCGGCCACUACCUACCUACUAUUUGAGUCUUUUGCCCCCCUCCAGCUUUCCUCAGCUUCUUCCUUUCACCACCAGCAAAGCUUCUUCAAUCCAGAAGUACCUAUCUUGACAAUCGAGUCUGCUGCAACUGGAAGUCUACUAAUCCUACAAUCUAUACAUUAUUCGCCUCUAGACGACAGACAGCACACACCCGCAUCGCUGUUGCUGGACCGUCAUGCUCUUUGCGUCCUGACGUCGCUUUCGAAUUAUAUCAUACCACACAGUCACCUCACAAACCGUCACGAUUUACUUGCUGCGAAGAGCAAUUCAACAACACCUACACCCGACUCUACUCAACUUUCAGCGGGUAGCUCAAACACAAUUUUGGCCCAUCAUGACUGCUCCUGCUAUUCGAAUUGACGGCAUCGUCAACCCCGCCGCUCCACCUCAUCCCGAACUGAUCAUGGCUGAGGGUGCCCCUUCAAUUGCGCCCUCAUUGACUUACUCAGACGACUCAGACUCACAAGAAGAUGAGCCCGUCAUCCCUCUCGAGCGCCGCCGUCGCGCAUCUACACGUCUGAUUGCCCAGAAUGCCAGAGACAUUCAGCGAAUCACUGGUGAGACACCAGCUGAGUAUAUGGAUCGCUGCUGUGGUGGUGCUUGCUGCAUGGGUGACCGAAAUAAUGUCGAGUAUGAGCAAGUUACUCUACCCGACAACGAUGCUUUCAAGUCUCUCGGUCUAAGACUUGAAAACAUUCCCGCCAACUUGACUGGCAUCAUCGAUAUGCCUGAGCAAACUGUGUCUUUCACCUCAAUUCCUCGGCCAACUUCUUCGCCAUCCGACUCGGCCAUCUCUCUCGGCUCCGACUCUGAGUCGUCGCCCACAGCCACUACUUCCAAGAGCACUUACCUCGUUCCUGGACCUGGAUAUGAGGGCGUUGACACCUCAAUUCAACCCCCUCGCUUUGUUCAGCCUCAUCCUCCCCACAAUGUCUAUCCGGCGAGGAUCCACAACACCCGUGAGCUCACCAAGCCUGGCGCCGAGAAGAGGACCUUCCACUUUGAUCUCGACAUUACCGACUACCCUCCUGAGGAGGUUUUCGACUUCAAGGUUGGUGGUGCCAUUGGUGUCAUGGCUCCCAACGAUGAGAUUUCGGUCGAUGAGAUUCUGGAUGCCCUCAUGAUCCCACGCUUCCAGCGUGAUAAGCCUGUCCUCAUGAAGACUACCAAGGGCCGCUGGCCUACCGUGUGGGGUGAUGACAAGCCUCGCGAGCUCGUCACCACACGGCGCGAGCUCCUCACUUGGACCACCGACAUUCAAUCUUAUGCCCCUACCAAGGAGCUCCUCCGUGUCAUUGCGGAGCAUGCCACUGCCCCUAACGAGAAGAAGAUUCUCAUGUAUCUCUGCUCCAACGAGGGUGCUAGCAUUUUCUCCGACUUCCGUGGUGGCCCUCACGUCACUCUCUCACAGAUCCUCAACGCGUUCCCCAGCUCACAUCCUCCUAUGGAUCAGCUCCUGUCCGUCCAAGCUCAGCUCAUGCCACGAUUCUACUCUCUCUCCAACGAUCCCACGGAAUCAUACACUCUCCGAGAACAUGCUCAGCGCCGCUUAAUUGAGAUUGCCGUCACAGUCCACGACUCUAUGGAUUGGCGACGUGGCUGCCGUGCUGGCGUCGGCUCUGGAUUCUUUGAGCGACAGGCCCACAAGUUCAUGAGAGCUCAAGCUGCUGGGGAGCGUGCCCCUCAGAUCUUCAUUCCAAUGUUCAAGGGCCUGAUGGCCAACCCUCUGGCUAAGCAAUUCAACUCGGAUGGUCCCAUGCUCCUGAUUGGUGCUGGUGUUGGUAUUGCCCCUUUCCGUGGCUUCGUCCAGCGCCGCCUCAAGCAGGCCAACUGUGCCAAUAAGGUCUGGGUCCUGCAAGGUAUCCGGGACUCGCUUGUAGAUGAGAUCUACAGUGGUGAGUGGGGUGUUCAUGAGGAAGAAGUGAAGCGUGUUGUCCAGAGUCGAGUGGGUACCGGCAAGUAUGUUCAGGAAGAGGUUAUGAACCAAUCUGAUCUGGUCUGGUACAUCAUAAACUCUCUGGAUGGCCGAAUCUUUGUGUGUGGAAGCAGCAAAGGCAUGGGCGAAGGAGUCGAAGAGGCUCUUUGCGAUGUGGCCAUGGAGAAGGGCAACCUUGAGCGCGAAGAGGCCCGCAACUUCUGGAAGCUUAAGAAGGAAGAGGGCAAGUACAUCUCCGAGACAUGGUAGAUGUUCUAGCCUGCGAGUUUAUUCUAGCGAGUUGAUUGGGAAGUUUUGGAUGACGUUUGUUUUAUACUGAAGAGGAAUUAUCGGGAUCAUUGUAACAAGAUAGGAAAAGUUGCAAACCGGCGCAAGCUGGAUGGCCGCAUGAAAGAAGGAUAGCAUAUGGCAUUAUCUGAUUCGAGACAAGAGGAGCAUUGGGCUGGGCAUGGUAAUGGCGUUAUGGGAGUUUAAAGUACAAGGUGGCAGUUCGCAUAGUGCUACUAUUUUUCCUACAAAAAUACCCUCGGCAGCGGUCUGGACGGGAUAGGAUUGACAAAGAGCUUGCUCUAUCCUCGCCGAGAAAUGAAUUUACAAAUAUUGAGAAACUUAUUCUACUGGAGUUCCAGGGAUG